AUGGACAAAUACUUCCGAGACCGCUCCUUAUCCGCAAACUUACCUUCGGAGGUUUGGAUCAAAGCAGCUAAGGCAGCUGGAAAGGUCACGCGCGCCUUGGUCGCUCUGGUGCCUGCGCACAACGAAGUGCUCUUUGGCACCAUACCUACCCGGCUCAUGGAGGGACCGAUCACCUGGGUUCGAAACAAUCCCCAAUCCUCAAGCGUCAAGUGGAAGAUCAAUAUCGCAGUGCCCGAACUUGCAUUUUCUGGCCUUGCUCGCCUCGAGACAGCUAUGUACAGUUUCACAUUGCCAUCGCCGGCCUACCAACGCUACCUUCGCAUCCUCGACAUGCGCGACGAUACAUCUCAGUUUUAUGACGAUGACGUUCAUUUGCUUGCCUUAUCGAAUGAUGCCGUCCCAGCUCCCCUCACCAUCCAGUUUGGCAAUCGCGCCAUCGUGCUCAAUGGCCAUCAGCAAAUGAUGCCACGCAGAUCGGCCCGAGCCGAUGCACCACGCCACACGAUCAUCGACAAGCCGGGCAUGGAUGACGAAAUGAUCCUCGGACGAGGCUUCUUGCGUCAUUUCGUUGUGGUCCUGGACUACGACGAAAACAUGGUCGGCCUCGCACUGCUACGUUCGCCUUCCAGUUCAGAGGAGCUCGACGAUAUAUGCGCUAGGAGGGUCGUCCGGGCUCGACGCGUGCUAGGGGCUAGCUACGCGCCAUACGCAUCCCGCAAUGCUGGCAUCAAAUGCAUAAGAAGCUCCAACUACUCAUUUGAUGAGAAGGCCAGCGUGUUGGACGAGCAAGGAGGAUCUGGUGCGCAAAGUCAGCCGAGCCAGGAGUAUAAGUCCGUUGACGGACUAUAUGUCAGAGUGUAA
This is a messenger RNA of Mixia osmundae IAM 14324, 861 nucleotides long. RefSeq lists its product as uncharacterized. Bases 1 to 861 code for a protein of 286 amino acids. Lineage: Eukaryota; Fungi; Basidiomycota; Mixiomycetes; Mixiales; Mixiaceae. The transcript has 2 exons. The record is from RefSeq and is a predicted model, not a curated record.